ACUCAAGGUAAAGAUACAUCGUUCAACUUCCCGCUUAAGGGUAUUCAAUCGUAAAUGAUAGAACAACAACGUAAACGCGUAGAACGCGCCGUAUCUGAUAUGAUCAACGAAAUGUAUUCAAGUCACUUACGCAAAAUGCAGUCAGAAAUGCAUUUAUGUGCAUCUAAAUGUUGUGACGACCAACGUGGAACUUUAGAUUCCGUGCAAACUUGCAUUGAGGGUUGCGCCGUACCGCUUACUAAAGCUCAGGACUAUUUGCAGCAUGAAUUGGGACAGUUUCAAGGACGUUUGCAAAAUUGUGUUAUGAAAUGCAGCGAAGAUGCUCGAGAAAGGCUGCCAUUAAAUCCAGGAGAAGCAGAACUCGCCAGAUAUCAACAUCAUUUCGAAUAUUGUACGGUGGCAUGUGUGGAUAGACAUAUCGGCCUUAUACCAACUAUGAUGAAGACUAUAAAGGCUGUAUUGGAGAAAGGUCCUAAAGCUUUGCCACAAGCAUAGAAAAGUUGUUGAAGCUGUAAAUAAAUUGUAAUAAAAAUUAUGCUGUAAUGUGUGUGUUUUAUAAACUAAAAUUAAAACUUGAUGAGUAAGGCCAAUGGUUAAUUAUUAUUAAACCCCGAACAUGGUAUGUUAAGUUUGCAAGGAAUUUUGUAAUCCUCGUGAAACGUGGGAAAUUCUCUAAAAUAAAUAUAUGAGUUAUCAACUUGGCGCUAACUAAUUCCUCGGUUUUUGAGAUAUAGAUCAGAAUUUUUGAACCAGUCCAUUUCCCUUCAAGAAGCUGUUCGUUUGAGGGAACCACCGAU
Messenger RNA from Bactrocera dorsalis (oriental fruit fly), 797 nucleotides. RefSeq names its product protein FAM136A. The transcript is spliced from 3 exons. NCBI's taxonomy places the organism in Eukaryota, Metazoa, Arthropoda, Insecta, Diptera, Tephritidae. Bases 55 to 495 code for a protein of 146 amino acids. The record is from RefSeq and is a predicted model, not a curated record. Gene Ontology annotation, cellular component: cytoplasm.